UGUUGUCGAACACUUGCCUGUGGGCAUCAAUGCGGAGGGAUUGCUGGUGAGACCAAAUGCUUACCAUGUUUAAUCUGCGCUAGUGAAGGGACAGCACAGGACGGUGAUGACGUUUGCGUGGUGUGUUUUACGGAUCGUUUAUGUGCUGCACCAUGUGUGCAGCUUGGUUGUGGUCAUGUGCUUCAUUAUCACUGCGUCCGAGCAGUUUUAGAGAAACGUUGGCCUGGUCCAAGAAUACAAUUCCGCUUCAUGAAUUGUCCACUAUGCAAUGUGCCGAUUUCACAUCCUGGUCUUGACGAUCUUCUUGAUCCGCUAUUGGCGUUGAAGUCUGAUGUAAUAACCAAGGCAAAGAUGCGUUUGGAGUUUGAUGGACUGAUGGGAUGCACAGCUCUCACUGAUCCGCAGAGGUAA
Messenger RNA from Strongylus vulgaris, 411 nucleotides. The record is from the annotation of a GenBank genome assembly. Lineage: Eukaryota; Metazoa; Nematoda; Chromadorea; Rhabditida; Strongylidae.